AUGCUUGCGGCACUCGGGCCGCUCUGUGGCGCGCUCGUGGCGCCAUCAGCUCUCCGCGCCGGGCUCUCCAACGCCGUUGCCUGCCGGAAGUCGAGCGAGACUGUCCACGACGUGAUUGUGAUCGGCGGCGGGGUGAUGGGCGCGGCCACAGCGGCGGCAGCAGCCAAGGCAGGGGCGAAGACUCUCCUUGUGGAGCAGUACGGGCGGUGCCACCCGUACGGAUCGUCAGCAGGCGAUGGGCGUAUUGCCCGCAUUGCCUACGACUGCCCAUUGUAUGUGGGCCUCGCCCACGCCGCCCACCGCAUGUGGGACGAGCUCUCCGCGAGGGCGCCGGAACUGGCGGCUGGCGCGCCGCACCGGGUCGACACGCCGUCCGGCUCGGGCACACCUGGAGAGCCUGUCCUCGCUGCCUGGGUUCCACGCCUUGGCCAGCCCGUUCGCCGCGUUUGCGGCUCGCUCGACUUUGGCCCCAGCGACUCAGAGUCGCUGGCGAGCCUCAUGGCCACCUACGACGCACUCGGCGAAGUCUACGAGCUGCUCUCCCCGGACGAUGUCGCCGCUCGGUUUCCGCAGUUCAAGCUGCGGCCCGGCGACUGCGCGGUGUACCAAGCAGCAGGAUCAGUGGUGUACGCUUCGCUUGCAGUGGCCACGCUCUACGCAGCAGCCGAGGCCGACGGCGCGGCCGUGUGCGAGCACACCCGAGUCGGCAAGAUCGAACUCGGCGAGCAAGGCGCGGUCCAUCAGGUAGUAGCCGACGACGGCCGUGCGUGGAGGGCACGCAAGAUCGUGGUGACUGGCGGCGGGUGGACCAACACGGUGCUGAAGGCGUCAGGGCUGCGCAAGCUCCCGCUGGCUAUGUCCAACGAGCAGACGACGUACUUUGCGCCGCGGCCCGGAUCGGGCAUCGACCACAGCGCCGCAGCGAUGCCGACGUUCAUCGGGCACUACUUUGACGACACGCCCCGCGGGUUCUACGGCAUUCCGGCGGUCCGCGGCGGGGUGUCGGGCGUCAAGGUGGCGGUAAUGAACGAGGGCGAGGCGCUGAGCGAGCGGCCGGAUCCAGCCACGCGCGACUUUGGCAUCAACAGGCGGAUGCUGGGCUUGGCGCGGGAGUUUGCGGACGAGCUCUUCCCGGGCCUCAACGCCUCGGUUGUCACCGCCAUCCGGUGCAUCUACUCCAACUCGCCAGACUUUGACUUUAUCCUCGGUGAGCACGUCGAGCACUCGGACGUGGUGGUCGGGGCCGGGUUUUCGGGCCACGGCUUCAAGUUUGGGCCAGCGAUCGGGCAGGUCCUUGCCGACUACGCGCUCGGGACGGACGAGGUUCUCGACCGGGAGGUGCACAGCGGCAAGUUCUCUGCGGCACGGUUUUCUCCGACUUAAAAGCGGAAGCCGCCC
Messenger RNA from Thecamonas trahens ATCC 50062, 1398 nucleotides. RefSeq lists its product as uncharacterized. Bases 1 to 1383 code for a protein of 460 amino acids. Gene Ontology annotation, molecular function: sarcosine oxidase activity; flavin adenine dinucleotide binding. NCBI's taxonomy places the organism in Eukaryota, Apusomonadida, Apusomonadidae. The record is from RefSeq and is a predicted model, not a curated record. The transcript has a single exon.